AGCACUCCCCAGUCCCCCCAAUGAAUUCACCGUGAAAAAAGAAGUUAUUUUUCCUCAACUUUCUAUGUGAUACGUACGUUUAAUAGCGUUAUCUAAAAAUACGAAAAAAAAUAAAAUACGGCAAUCUCCCGCUAUCUUGGACGUGGGGGUUGUGGAGAAUCAGAAUGGAGAGCAGCAGGGUGGGAAUGGGAAUGGGAAUGAGGAUGGUAAUAGGGAUGGGGAUGGUAAUCCCGGUGGCGAGCGGGCCAUACGCCCGCAGAUUCAGUUUCCUAACAACAUUCACACGCUCUUGUCUAAGCAAAAGGUCUUUCUUGUUGAGGCCAAAGCUUAAGCCAAGCCCAUCAAUUAUUAUACCACAUGCGCGCAGUAAGAAUUCUAUAGAUGUGGAUGACUUAUCAGUGUUCCGUUUUACUCUGGGAAUAGUGGGAUUUGACGAGUCUUACCUACCGAGAAUCAUUGGAAUCCUUUUUGGUUUUCUUUUGGUGUUAAAUCACGUUUCCACUCAGACUUCAGUCACCGCAGCGCAACUUAGAUCAGAAUUCGUGGGCAUUUUUCUAGUUGCCAUUAGUAUCAGCAUUCCAUAUGUCGGGAAACGCCUCAAAGGCACGAAUGUAGCAAGACAAACAAUUCUUCCUGUAAAUUGCAGGGAAGUGUUUCUGAUUGCAGAAUGUCUGUCUGAUGUUGAUAAAGAGGAUCUAGCUUGGGGGUCUUAUGCUUUGCUUCGGAACACUCUUUCAAUGUCUUUGCUCAUUUAUCAUUCUGAACCAUUAUGUGCGCGUGGCUGCUGGGAUAUGCCAGCAGAAGCAUCAAAAGAUGAUAUAUUUACUAUGUUGGAGCAUGAGAUUGAUCAAUUGGGCUUGUCACAUGUGACAGAAACUCUUUAUUUCCCAAACUAUGUGGAUAGACAAGGUUUGGGAAGAGUAACCAAAGGAGCAGCUUCUUUGCUUGUGCAACCCUUUAAUUGGAGGGUUUCAUCAAAUGAUAACACAGUACACUCUGGAGGAUUUAUUCUUUUAUUUUCCAGUGUACCUCAAGCAUAUGGAGAUAAAGACAGAGCAUGGGUUGCUGCACUUGCAAAUAAGUUAAAAAAUAUUGAGUGCAUGAUGGAAAAGUAAAUUUUGUCCAUUAAGCUGACCUGUUUUGCAACUCAUGUUCUUGCUAUUUGGCGUUUGACUCUUUGGCAGAGGAUUGGGGAGUAGGUUGAAUGCAAAAAUUCAGCCAACAAUGGCAUGUACAUCUAUCACUAAUUAUGAUUAAAUGUUGAGGGGUUCACUGAUCAAUCCUUACAAAACCUUUUUUUGGCCAAACUUUCAGACAAUAACAUAUCCUCAUAAUGGAUUAAAUAUUGUCCCAUGAAUAAUGUAGCAUUAUUUUGAAUCAGAAGCUAUUAUGUGCAGUCUCUUGUGACUGCCAUCUAGUCUGGGCUUUGUUUAGACUUGCUUUACUUUUGGGGUAUGAUUGGUAGAAAAUAAUUCUUAAAAGAAAAUCCAUUACUGGAACAAAGUAAAACAGAAGAAAACAGCAUUCAUGAAUCCUAUGUGGAUAUCAUAUUUCAAGGGAAAUAAUGACACCGCUGUAUAGCUUAUGUACACUGCCUGGUGUGCAAACUAGAAUGAAGUCUUAACUAUGCUUAA
Molecule: messenger RNA, 1634 nt
Organism: Cryptomeria japonica (Japanese cedar)
Lineage: Eukaryota; Viridiplantae; Streptophyta; Pinopsida; Cupressales; Cupressaceae
Product: protein COFACTOR ASSEMBLY OF COMPLEX C SUBUNIT B CCB2, chloroplastic
Exons: 6
Coding region: 165-1115 (316 amino acids)
Biological process (GO): cytochrome b6f complex assembly
Source: RefSeq, a predicted model, not a curated record